Molecule: messenger RNA, 1686 nt
Organism: Hansenula anomala
Lineage: Eukaryota; Fungi; Ascomycota; Saccharomycetes; Phaffomycetales; Wickerhamomycetaceae
Gene: HDA3
Product: Hda3p
Exons: 1
Coding region: 1-1686 (561 amino acids)
Cellular component (GO): HDA1 complex; nucleus
Source: RefSeq, a predicted model, not a curated record
AUGGAUUUAUUCAAGAUACUAGACACGACGCCAGAGCCACCGAUUGUCAACUUGAACACUACGCUCAACACCUCGGGGGAUUACUGGCUCGCUGUUCCUAUGAGCGAGUACCAGAAAGAACUCACAGACCAAGUCGUCUCACUUCAUUAUUCAGAUAUAUUGAAAUAUUUCGAAACAGAUGACAAUGACAGAGUAUUACUGGACUCGUUGGAAGUGUUGUAUUUGAAUUCUCAACUUGUUGCUACUCAUCCUUACCUAUUGAUUAACCAUUAUUUACCAAAGAAUCUUACAUCAAAGGACAUUCCAUAUAACCUAUGUGAAACUAGUGGGAAGUUCCAAGUGUUGAAAGAUGUCAUCACAUUGAUUGAAGGAACAUCAUUGAAUGUUGGUAUAGUGGCAAGAUCUGGGAAACUUUUAGAUUUGGUUGAAGCUUUGUUAUUGGGUUCCAAAACAACAAUCAAGAGACAUCAUGGUAAUUACAUUAAGGACCCUGCAAAGAACAAGAACAAAGACUUAACCACACAUUUAAUCCCUUCAGAUGUUGACAUUAAAGAGAAGUUUGAUUUGAUUUUCUCGCUAGAUAUUACACCAAAAAAUGAAUUUCUUUUAUCUUUGAAAAAAACUCCAACAUCACCAAUACUAAGAUUUGUUUCUGCUAAUUCAAUUGAUCAUGUUGCCCUAUACUUUCGUCAAUUCGAAAAAUCAAGAUCAGACUACUUGGUGGAUGUUACUGCUGCUAUUGUUGUUUUAAGAGAUAGAGUUGGGAUUUUACCACCAGAUUUAAGACCUAUAUAUUCCAAAAAUUUGACAUACCUUAAAGGGUUCUUCCAAGAUUUCAACAAAAAUCCAUGGCCAUUGCCUGAAUUGACCAAGAUAAAGAAAUAUGAUGCUAGUGAUGUCGAGAAAUCGUUGCUUUCAGAAGUUCAUUAUGAAAAAAAUCAACCAAAGAAGGAACAAAAAUCUUAUUAUGAAACAAAGAGACUUUGCAGAGAUUAUACAUCUAAUCCCUUGAAAGAUGUGAAUUUUGGUAUAUUAAGUGUCAACUCAAACUAUACAGAUACAUUGACGCACAAGUUGAUUCAAGAAUUUAAUGUCUUGCACAAGGAUUUAGCAAUUCAAACGAGUGAAUUUUCUCAUUUUGAUGAAUACUAUACUACAGAGAAAGAUUAUCUUUUAAAUGAUGAAAGUAAAUUGAUUAAUGAAAUUGAUCAUAUAAAUUUAAGAAUUAAGACUGCAAACAAUAAAUCUGAUAAACUUGUUGAGAAAACUGACGCAAUUAAAGCAAAUAUUGCUAAAUUGGAGACAGAGGUACAAGAAUUGAAUACCAAUGAACAAUUAAAGAAGAUAGAGGAACUAAAAGAGUUGGUUGUUAAAGAAGAGGCCAGAAAGAAGAGUUUGAUAACCGAGAAUGAAUACAUGUCCAAGGAAAUUGAGACUGCCAAAACUGCAAUUAAUGAUUCUGAAAAGGAAAUUGAACAUAACCAAAAGGCAAUCCUCGAAAAUGAAGCUAAGCUUGAAGAAUAUUUCAAUGAUGUUACAGAUGAACCUUUAGAAUCUGAUGAAAUAAAGAGAUUGACUGAACAAACAGAUUUUAUCAAAUUACAAAUUGAUGACUCCUUAAAGAAGUUGAGUAGUAGCAGAGGAAGAAACUCAGAUAAUAGAAGGAACAGUCCCAGUAUAAAAUGA